AAAUCCUACUAAGUUAGCAUCAUCAGUCCUAGAAACAAUGGCUUCUUGUGUCUCAAGCCCCGGAAUGAGUUUAUUCGGCUGGAACAUCGGAAGGAAGAAGGACACCCCGGAGCCUAAGUACCACGACGUUGAGCUUCCUUUUUCACCUUCCCUCGUGGAGAAGACAUUCCUACGAGGGAGGGAGCUAAAGUGCUGCUAUCGAGCCAGUCUUGACGGGUUCAGCGCCACUGACUUCCAUGCCUGUUCCGACUUCAAAGGCCCUUGCGUGAUAAUCGGCUAUACUAACAGGAAAUUCAAGUUUGGUGCAUUCAAUCCCGAGGGCUAUAGAAGCACUGAUGAUUAUUACGACACGUUUGAUGCCUUCCUCUUCUACUGGGCAGAGGAGGGCGACGAGCGAGCAGGCCCAAUCGUUUUGCCAAAAGUAGGAGGAAGCGGGGCAGCCCUUUUCGAUUAUGCCCGGGGAGGGCCCCAGUUUGGAGCUGAUGGGCUGCUGAUCGGGCCUCCAUUGGCCCCAGUGAUGGGUGGGUUUGCAGGGCCAGACACCAACUCCGGGGUUGGCGACUUGAGGCAGGCCAAGUCGAGGUUAGGCCUGUCAUAUGCUAAGAGGAAGGACGGGAAGGAAUCGAUUUUCGGGGACGAAUCGAGAGCCAACAUUGAGGAAGUUCAGGUGUUCUGUAGCCCUCAGAUUGCGAGCCUGUAUUAGGGUAGAUAAUUCGCUUGACAGGUACAUAGUAUGAUUAGAACAAGAACUUUACGAGAUAAUUGCUUAUAUCACAGCUUAUAUAAUGCCCCAUAUAUCACUGUCCAUCUCUCUUUUCUCUGUUUCAUCGAUGAUCGGGAAAAGUGGAGUAUCUCCUCGAGUUUGUUCACCGAAAACACUAUUAUUUUAGAUAAAUGGAGGGGAUUGGUGCUGCAGAUGUGUUUAAAUUUGAAGAAAAGAGCUAAUGGAUGAUAAGCCUUUAAACCUUUAGGAAAAAGCAAACUCUCAAAGUGCCAUUAGUGUUUGCUCUCUUUAUUCUAAUAUUCUCACAGGUGGGGAACUAUUCGAAAACUUUCGGACAUACGAAAGAUUGUAUAUUGUAUUGCAUUCUCACUAGAGCUGUUACUGUCAAAUGACCUCAUCUGGUCUCUCCAUCGCACUUGCUGCUAAAUCUGA
Molecule: messenger RNA, 1156 nt
Organism: Punica granatum (pomegranate)
Lineage: Eukaryota; Viridiplantae; Streptophyta; Magnoliopsida; Myrtales; Lythraceae
Source: RefSeq, a predicted model, not a curated record